UCAGUACAAAACCGCAUAGUUUUUAACAAGGUCUUGUCUAGAUUGGAGACAAAGGCGAAGACUGCAGUGUGUCGAAAAUACACGAAACAUAACGACGAUUACCGAAUCGAGGAAGCCAUAUUGGAUAUUUAUGUGGUUUUGUCACAGAUACAACAAUUGUACCAUACCUCGGCGGAAAUAAGAAAGAGCAGCAUGUACCCUUAUUGAGAGGCUGUGGGCUUGACUUGAAGAACAAAUGGAAGACUCGGGCAGAUCAUCCUAUUCGAAACAUGACAGGAAAGGGAAAGCAGCAGAUGACUCUGAUUCAUGGAGGAGCCCCUUGCAUGCAGACUGUCUGGACUAUGGAAGAGGCCUCAGCAGUAUGCCAGACAAGGGGGCUCACAAGAAGAGGGCCACACCCGGGAGCUUUGGCAGUAGUCCUAGGAAAGGAGGACAAGGUCUCCUGAGCACCAGCCCUGCCGGGUUUAAGAAGGCGGGUCAGAACCCUGGACAGAGAAUGAAUGACGAGUUGAGAGACGGGUUCCGGAACUUCCCCAGCCAAGAAGACCACCGCAUAAGAGCUGAAAACUGGCGCGAGAGACAUCUCGGCUCCGAUUCAGGCCGCCGGAGGAAGGAUUCUUUCCAGGAGGCUAGCGAGGAUGUGAGCAGGCAGGCUGAGGAUGUCAGCAGAGGACACGGCAAUAAUAGGAGGCAUCUUCAGAAAAAAACAGCCACUGACGAAUCUGCUGGAUCAGUGGUACAGACUCUGGCAAAUAAACUAAAAGUCAAAGCAAGGAGGAGGAAUCACAUGGACAGGGAUGAAGACAGGGAUGUGCCUGUUAUUGAUGAAUCUGCCUUGUCAGAAAAAGAGCUCUUGGGACUAAUCCAGGCAGAGGAAAGACUAAAGAGAGAGGACAUUUUCAGACUGAAAAAGCAAUCUCACAGCUGUCCAGAUUCAAAGUAUAUCUGCAUGCUGUGUGAUGUUUUGAUUGAUUCGAUAUCUUCAGCACAUAAGCAUAUUAAAGAAAAGUGGCAUAAGAAGAAAGCAAAGGAAAAGCAAGAGGAUGCGAUGCUUACAGCUUUACCUCCACCAAAUCCAUCUCAGGUGAAAGCUAUUGGCUCUGCCAUUGACAAGAUUGUGCAAGAGCAUGGUUUAAGUGAUGAUGACAUAACAAUAAGGCAACAAAUUGUGGAGUACAUGCAGGAAACAAUCAAAUCUGCUUUACCUGAUUGUUCACUCAGGUUGUAUGGAUCCUCUUGCACAAGAUUUGGUUUCAAAGAUUCUGAUGUCAACAUUGACAUACAGUUCCCAGCACAUAUGCAUCAACCUGAUGUAUUACUGCUGGUUCAGGAGAGCCUUAAAAAUAGUCCUUCCUAUAUUGACCUUGAGGCCCACUUUCAUACCAGGGUCCCAGUAGUGGUGUGCAGGGAGAAGCAAAGUGGUCUCCUUUGUAAGGUGAGCGCAGGCAACGACAGUGCGUGCCAAACCACAGCACUCCUGGCAGCUGUGGCCAAACGGGAACCCUGUCUUGCUCCUCUUGCGAUGGCCUUCAGACGCUGGGCGAAGAUCUGCCAUAUCGACCAGCCUGAUGAGGGAGGGUUGCCUCCUUAUGCCUUUGCCUUGAUGGUCAUCUACUUCCUGCAGCAGCGGAAGGAGCCUGUGCUCCCAGUGUACCUGGGUUCAUGGAUUGAAGGUUUUUCCCUGAAAAACCUUGUAGAUUUCAGGCUUACUGGUGUGGAAGAUGGUCACGUUCUGUGGGAGUAUAGCCCAUCCCCGGAAGAGUCCAAAACCACUUCUAAGGAGUUUAUCAAGAAGGGCAUGGGCUUGCUGACGUUUGACUCGAAACACCGGUGUGAAGUUGCUGUUGGGCAGCUGUGGGUGGAAAUGCUGCGCUUCUAUUUACUGGAUUUCCCGAUGACUGAUCACGUCAUUUGCAUUCGUGUAAAGCAGCUCCUCACACGAGAAUCAAAGGACUGGCCUAAGAAGAGGAUUGCCAUAGAAGAUCCCUACUCCGUGAAGAGGAAUGUGGCAAGGACUCUCAACAGUCAGCUUGUAUACGAGUACAUUCUGCACUGCUUAAAAACAACCUACAAAUACUUCGCUUCGCCUCUGAAACGGCACAUAAAACCCAACAAGCAAAAUCAGAAGCAAAUUGUGGAUCAAGGCACUGUUGCUCUACUUGGAGAAGGAAAAGAGACUAUGCCACCAGUUGUGAAUGAAGUGCAUUUAAUUCAGUCAGAGUGGGACACCUCUGUUAGUCGUAUUAUGAAUGUGAAUCUUGAAAUCUGUUCCCCUAAAGAAACCAUCACUGUAGGAUUUCCAGGAAGAGCAAACGGUAAUGAUGGUUUAACAGAACAAGAAGCUGUGUACAUUGAAAGAGGAAGUGGUGCUUUUCAGGAGGAUUCAGAUUGCAUCAUUGAAGAGAUUGUAAUGGAAGAGCCUGAUGGUUAUAAGCCUAGUUCUGGUGAUACAGAAAGUGGAAAUGAAGAGGAAGAACAGAGACAGGAAGAUGAAAAGUUAUACUCUUCAGAUGCUGAACAACUCUUUGGAGAGGAGGGGAACGCUGUAGAUUCUAGUACUUUGCCUUGCUUUUCCAGAGAAUUGGAAAUUGAGACUGAGAGCCAUUCAGAUUCAGAAGGGCGCCUGGUUAUGGGAACAGUGGAUAGUGAUGACUUUGGUUUUGAUGAGGCAGCAAAGCCAGGCAGAGAGAAUGAAGAUGCAGACAGCAGUGAGGGGUUGGCAGAGUCAUUGGGCAAGAUGACAGUAGCCCAAAAGAACCAUGAUUUUGGUAGCAAUAACUCAGAUGAAGACAAUGAUGAAGUAUGUCACAGAUCUCACUUAGACAGCCUUACUACAGAAAAUGAACUGGAUAAUUUAUAUACGGCUUCUGGGGAGGAAGCCCUCUCAGAUGAUGAGGGAGGGCAAAGUGCUCAUGAGUCUGCUGAGGUUCACAGUGCCCCGGAAAAAAUAGUUGAUGACACUGGGGCAAAUCGCAAAUCAUUUUUGGAUGAUCCUCCUCACCAAAAAGUUCCAGAAGAGCCUUUGGAAAGCUGCACAGCUGAUCAAGCGCAGCAAGAUGAACUGAGCUAUGAGUUCAGCAAACUAAUGUUUACGAAGGGCAAGUCACCCACAGUUGUGUGCAGUCUGUGUAAACACGAAGGACACCUGAAACGCGACUGUCCUGAAGACUUCAAGAGGGUUGAACUCGAUUCUUUACCUCCGAUGACACCGAAGUUCCUUAAAAUACUCCAUCAAGUUUGCAUGCAGUGUUACAAUGAUUUCUCCCCAGACGUGAUUGAGGAGAAAGUUCGUGAGCACAUUUUGCAGGACCUGGAAAAGUUUGUCAGGAUGCAGUUUCCAGGAGCUAAGUUAAGUUUAUUUGGUUCAUCUAAAAAUGGGUUUGGCUUCAAACAAAGUGAUCUUGACAUCUGCUUAACCUUUGAAGGAAAGGAAACCGCAGAGGGGCUGGACUGCAUUGGAAUAAUUGAGAGCUUAGCCAAAUAUCUGAAGAAACAUUCAGGUCUGCGAAAUAUACUGCCUAUUACAACAGCCAAAGUCCCAAUUGUCAAAUUCUUCCAUUUGAAAACUGGUCUGGAAGGAGACAUUAGUUUGUAUAACACAUUGGCUCUACAUAACACGAGACUACUUGCAUGUUAUGCAGCUAUAGAUGCAAGAGUGAAAUACCUGUGCUACACCAUGAAGGUAUUUGCAAAGGUGUGUGACAUUGGAGAUGCAUCAAGAGGCAGUCUAUCUUCGUAUGCUUACACUUUGAUGGUGCUGUACUACCUGCAACAAAGAAACCCGCCCGUUAUCCCUGUGCUUCAAGAGCUUUACGAUGGCCCAAAGAAACCUGAGGUCCUUGUUGAUGGCUGGAAUGUGUACUUCUUUGAUGAUCUUGAAAACCUGUCUAACAGAUGGCCUGACUUUGGGAAAAACACAGAGAGCGUAGGAGAGUUGUGGCUUGGAUUGCUUCAGUUCUACACUGAGGAGUUUGACUUCAAGGAGCACGUUAUCUGUAUACGGAGGAAGAAACUCCUCACUACUUUCAAGAAGCAGUGGACAUCAAAGUACAUUGUUAUUGAAGAUCCAUUUGACCUGCACCAUAACCUUGGUGCUGGAUUGUCAAGAAGAAUGACUAAUUUCAUCAUGAAGGCAUUCAUCAAUGGAAGGAGAGUCUUUGGGUCACCUGUUAAAGUGUUUCCCAGUGAAUACUCUACUAAAAUGGAGUACUUCUUUGACCCCGAAGUGAUGACAGAGGGUGAGCUGGCACCAAAUGACAGAUGCUGUCGAAUCUGUGGGAAAAUUGGACACUUUAUGAAGGACUGUCCACUGCGCAGAAAAUUAAGGCAGAAACGUGACCACCGAGGCCACGAAGAUGCUUUGUAUCAAAAGCGGCAUCAUGGAGAGAUAGAGGCAGGAAAUGUAGAUGGCUCAGGGCAGAGACCGAGAGCUGACAACCACGAAGCCGUCAGGGAAUGGACCCCUCGGCAGUCUGCAGACAAGUGGAGGAAGCAGGAGGAGCGAGAGUUCAGGGAAAAGCGCUGCUUCAUCUGUGGCGCUGAAGGACACAUUAAGAAAGAGUGUUCUCAAUACAAGGGCUCUGCAGGCAAUUACCGAAGUGAUGCGUUAUGUUCUUCACCAUCUGCUCCCAGCAAUUUGAAGAACUUGAAAGCAAAACAAGGUACUUAUCAGCCGGAAGAAAAACAAAAGCAGAAGCAGCCAAAAAUAUUUUUAAGCCCUCAAGCAGGUCGGUCCUUUCAGGGAAUAACAGUGGAAGACCCUCCACUUGGUCGUUCCUGUUUAGCCGGACCCAUUCCAUCUCCACCUUUACCUUACCAGCGGGCUGACACGCCAGCAACUGAAGCUUCUUCCCGUUGCAGUCUUGCAAGCAAGCAUAUGACUCAGGGAAGAUCAGCUCAAAAAUGGAAUCAACUGGACUGAAAUGACAAUACCUGUUUAUUUUAAACCAUCUUUAGCUUUUCUGAUGUAUAGAUGUUUUUUGUUUUAUUAUUAAUUAGAUAUUGAAGUAAGCAAUUAGCAAGCUUUUUUCAUUUAAAAACUUGAGCCAAAGGAUUCUAUUUCAUGUUUGUUUUUAUUCAGUCUCUAAGGAGAACGUUUUAAUGUUUUAAAGAAAAAGCCAUGGUGCAUGAUAUCUAUAUACUUUGAAAUUUGUUUAUUGUAACAUUUUUUAAAACGCAAUUUUCUUGUGCACUGUAAAGGACAUGUCUGUGGAAGCAUAAUUUAACUUGUCCUCCUUUGAAAUCUCUCAAGUGUAGUAAUGUGCAUUUAGUAUUUUAGAAAUAAUGGCACCAACAUGCAAAUUUAAGUUUAGCCUCUCCAAAAAUCAAUGCAUUUUUUGUAUUCAUUUGAAUUUCAGUUCAGUGUUGAAGUAUAAAAUAUGAAUUAUCUUGCUUGGUGUUUUCCAGUAUUGCUGUGAUUAUAACAAAGAAUGUGGGGCUUGCCUCCAGGCUGAUAUUGCUGCUAUAUAGAUUUAUUACUGUCUGUGAAACCUGUGACAGAAAUAAAAUUUCUUAAGAAAAGAA
Molecule: messenger RNA, 5523 nt
Organism: Lepisosteus oculatus (spotted gar)
Lineage: Eukaryota; Metazoa; Chordata; Actinopteri; Semionotiformes; Lepisosteidae
Source: RefSeq, a predicted model, not a curated record